This is a messenger RNA of Aspergillus steynii IBT 23096, 1704 nucleotides long. Its product is annotated as cytochrome P450. The transcript is spliced from 4 exons. Gene Ontology annotation, molecular function: iron ion binding; oxidoreductase activity, acting on paired donors, with incorporation or reduction of molecular oxygen; heme binding. NCBI's taxonomy places the organism in Eukaryota, Fungi, Ascomycota, Eurotiomycetes, Eurotiales, Aspergillaceae. The record is from RefSeq and is a predicted model, not a curated record. Bases 1 to 1704 code for a protein of 567 amino acids.
AUGUCGUUGGUCUUUGAAAUAUUUGGCUAUUCGCCAACAAUCGCCUUGGUUCUCUUCCUGUUGCUUCCUCUCUUAGCAGCCUAUCUUUACACUCAACUUUACUAUUACCGCUUUAAACAGCACGCAUCAUGGCCACAGCCGCAGCCAUCCCUCCUCUGGGGUCAUUUGAAAGUCAUGCACCAGGCUAUACAAGAGUAUGCUGAAUUAAGGCGUACAGAUGCUGCCCUGACAAAGAUAUGGGAAAGCUUGGGAAAGCCAUCUGCAUUCAUACUCGACCUCCGGCCAGCUGAGCGCGUUCUCUGUAUCGUAGCCAGUCAUGAAGUUGCCGAGCAGUUCGUUCAGCCGUCGAAGCAAUUUCCGUACAGCGUUAGUAAAUCGCCGACCAUGCAGCAAUUUACAGACCUCAUUGGUAAAGGGCCGAUCAUUACGCGCGAAGAGAUGGAGUGGAAGAUGCUUCGCAAAAGGUUCAACCCAGGGUUUGCGUUCCCUCAUUUGAUAGGCUUGCUGCCGGUCAUUCUGGACAGGGUCUGGAGAUUUAUGGAUCAGCUCGACGUUCGCGCUCAGUCUGGUGAAGUAUUCAGAUUCGGGGAUCUGUGCAAUUCUGUGACAUAUGAAAUUAUUUGCGCAGUGACUUUGGGAGUCGAUUUGAACAAUCAGUCAGACGUGUCAAGGCAAAGCGAGAUAGGACGUCUUUACUGGAAGCUUCUGUCAAGUUACCUCGAUGGCGAUAGCGCCAUUUUCUGGACUGAUCCACGCAUUAAACGACGUCGGAAGGCUCUGGCGGCAAAAUUGAAUCCUCUCAUCAAAACAUACGUUGAGGAGAAAUUCUUCGACUCCCACGGCAAACCUCUAACGGAUGACACGGUCCGCAUUUCAAAGACCAUCGUCGGCCUUAGUCUGCGCGGAACCGAAGAACUGACCCCGGACAUCUUAGACUCCACAUGUGAUCAAGUCAAAGUAUUUCUCUUCGCUGGACAGGAUACGACGAGCACUCUACUACAAUGGGCAACAUACGAGCUCAGUCGGACUCCACAUGUCCUCAAGGCUCUUCACGCCGAGCUGGACAGGAUCUUCGGGCCCAACUCAGGUCCCGGUGACAUCCGCCAGAGGCUGAUAUCUGAAGGUGCAGUGGUCAUUGGACAGAUGUCGUAUCUUUCUGCAAUUAUCAAAGAGACACUCCGGCUGCAUCCACCAGGCGCAACGGCACGGAUGGCUGCUCCCGGGUCCGGAGAAUCGGUUCGACUGACGGACGGUCAACAGCUGUACAUCGACGGGCUUAUUAUUUAUAACUGUCUUUCUAUGGUUCAACGCGAUACACUCGUCUAUGGUGAAACGAGAAAUGAUUUCAUGCCAGAGCGCUGGUUGAACAAGACAGAAAUGAGCUCGUUUCCAGCUACCGCAUGGCGUCCAUUCGAGCGUGGUCCCAGGUCUUGCAUUGGUCAGGAGCUGGCCAAUAUUGAAGCGCGAGUCAUCCUUGCCUGCAUCGUGCGACGGUAUGAUUUCUCCAAGGUCGGCCUAGGGGAGACUGAUUACUCGGCAAAUGGUGAGCCGACUUUGAACAACAAAGGGCAGUAUAAAGUGCUUUCGGAGCUUUAUGAUGCUAGGGAGGUGACCCUUAAGCCGGUAGAUGGAAUGAGGAUGCGAGUCAAGUUCAGUCCAAAAGUCCACGAAGCAUCUGCCUCAGAAAAUGUGUAUCGCAACUAG